Messenger RNA from Chironomus riparius, 2473 nucleotides. The record is from the annotation of a GenBank genome assembly. NCBI's taxonomy places the organism in Eukaryota, Metazoa, Arthropoda, Insecta, Diptera, Chironomidae.
AUGACGAAAAUUAAUUUCGAAGUUCCUUUUCGAUUAAUGCUGAUUCUAUUUCUUGGAAUUAUACUCGGAAUUAGUCUAUCAACAAUAUUUUUAUACUCAAAAAAGUUCUCAAUAACUUUAAACAAUCCGAAACCAAAAUCAAAUCCAGUAGAUGUGAGAAAUGCGAGAAGCUUCACACUUAAUCAAUACAAUAGAUCUUUAGCUGAUGAGUUAACCAGAGAUGUCCGAGUUUUAUGCUGGGUAUUGACAAUGCCUGAAAAUCACAAGAAAAAAGCUAUACACGUGAAAAAUACAUGGGGCAAGAGGUGUAAUAAAUUGCUAUUUAUGAGCACGACUGCUGAUUCAGAGUUGAACACCAUUAGUUUACCAGUGGUAGAGACAAGGACUAGUCUUUGGGACAAAACGCGUUUCGCACUUCAAUAUAUUUAUAAUUAUCACUUUGAUGAAGCCGAUUGGUUUUUAAAAGCUGAUGAUGAUUCUUAUUAUAUCAUGGAGAACGUUCGGUACAUGCUGUCGCAAUAUCAUUCAAAAACAUCAUUAUAUUUUGGUCACAGAUAUGCAUCGAAAUUUGUUGAUUCUGGUUAUAUGGCAGGUGGCGGUUAUAUUCUGUCCAAAAAGGCUGUUGAGAAGUUUGUGACUAAAUUAAUGCAUGACAAAAAUAGUUGCAGAAUAGAAGAUGAAGGAGCUGAAGAUCUCGAGCUUGGAAAGUGUUUUGAGAAUCAAACACUGUUUAUUGACGAUCGAGACAUGCUCAAUCAGAAAAGAUUCUUUCCUGUUGGAGUCAUGGAGCAUUUUAAUCCGAAAACAGAGAAUAACACAUUUUGGUACGACCGCAUGAUGUACUAUAAUUCGAAAUUUGGAGGACUUGAUUGCUGCUCAGAUUUAAUCGUUAAUCUUCAUUACAUUAAUCCCAAGCAGAUGUAUAUGUAUGAUUAUCUAAUCUAUAAUGUUCAUCCGUUUGGUCUUGAAAAAAAUUCAACAGAAAAGUUACCGCCAAAAAUAUCAUUGAAUGAAAUAAUUAAAUCGUCAGAUGAGCCCAUAUUCUUUAAACCAUUGUUUUGGUCAGGACUGUGUGCAGACAAGAAUAUUUUUAAUUUGUCAAUUACAAUCGAAAGAAUGGCAAAAAAUAACUUUUCACUUUCUUUCCGAUUGGUGCUGAUUAUCUUUCUUGGAAUCAUUCUUGGGAUAAGUUUAUCAUCAAUUUUCAUCUUUCCAAAAAAAAUCUCAAUUGCUUUAAACAAUUUGAGACCAAAAACAAAGCAUGUCAACAUGAGAAAUGCAAGUAGCUUCUCACUUAGGGAAUACAAUGAGUCAAUGGCUGAUGAGUUGACUAGAAAAGUAAGAGUUUUAUGCUGGGUAUUGACAAUGCCUGAAAAUCACAAGAAAAAAGCUAUACACGUGAAAAAUACAUGGGGCAAGAGGUGUACGAAAUUGCUAUUUAUGAGCACGACAGCCGAUUCAAAUUUGAACACAAUUGGUUUACCAGUGCAAGAGACGAGGUCUAGUCUUUGGGACAAAACGCGUUUUGCACUUCAAUAUGUUUACAAUUAUCACUUUGAUGAAGCUGAUUGGUUUUUAAAAGCUGAUGAUGAUUCAUAUGCAUCGAUACAUGCUGAUUCUGGUUAUAUGGCAGGAGGUGGGUACAUUCUGUCUAAAAAAGCUCUUGAAAAAUUUGUCACAAAAUUAAUGCAUGACAAAAAAAAUUGUAAAAUUACAAACGAAGGAGCUGAAGAUCUUGAGCUUGGAAAGUGUUUUGAGAACCAAACUCUUUUUAUUGACGAUCGAGACAAGCUUAAGCAAAAAAGAUUCUUUCCUGCUGGAAUUAUGGAACAUAUAAAUCCCAAGACUUCGAAUAAUGCUUAUUGGUAUAAUCGCAUGCUGUACUAUGAUUCAAAAUAUGGAGGACUUGAGUGCUGCUCAGACUUGCUUGUUAAUCUUCAUUACAUUAAUCCCAGAGAGAUGUAUAUGUUAGAACAUCUAUUCUAUAAAGCUCAUCCGUUUGGUCUUGAUAAGAAUUCGACAGAAACGUUACCGCCAAAAAUUUCAUUGAAUGAAAUAAUUAAAUCUUCAGAUGAGCCUAGUAAUGCAACAGAAUUUAAAAACUAUAAGAGUCAUCAUAUUAUUCAUCAUAUAUUUGAAGAAGAUGAGAAAUUUAAAUAAUUGAAUAUGGAGGACGAAAGUGUAAUUAGUGAUAAAAGGUGAACGACCAAUUUCUGCAUUCUUUUUUGAGUCAAUUGAAUCAUAAGAAUAUUUUGAAAAAAAUUCCUGUUUAGGAAAAAAGCCUGUUUGCAAAAAAAAAAAUGCAAUAGUGGUCAGUCAACUUUACAAAAAUAUCCAGAGGCAUAUUCGGAAUUUUUCAAGACAUUCAAGACACUCGAGAUUAAUUCCGAAAAAUCCCAGCAAUUCUUAACUAGAUAUUUGAAAAAUUUCAAUAGAUUCUGAUUUUAUUAUGUGGCGGUUUUUACGAAUCAGU